Chlamydomonas reinhardtii is the source of this 3723-nucleotide messenger RNA. RefSeq lists its product as uncharacterized. Gene Ontology annotation, biological process: vacuolar protein processing. NCBI's taxonomy places the organism in Eukaryota, Viridiplantae, Chlorophyta, Chlorophyceae, Chlamydomonadales, Chlamydomonadaceae. The record is from RefSeq and is a predicted model, not a curated record. Gene Ontology annotation, molecular function: cysteine-type endopeptidase activity. The transcript has 9 exons. The coding region runs from base 68 to 2212 and encodes 714 amino acids.
GUACACAUAUAGCAUCCGUUACAUCGUCCGCGGUCACGACGUCCAGAGCAAGUUGUGGAGAACGAGAAUGCCCCCUGGGCAUCUGCGUAUCGCCCGGGGGAGACAGUGCGAGCUGUCAAUUAGUUCCUUGUUGCUGACUAUAUGCUGGUCGCUGUUCCUCUCGCAAGGCUGUUCGGCGCUGCGGCUUCCCUCGCUGUCACUCCGGCACGCUGUGCGCCGUCCAAAGCCCACGCGACAAGAGGACGUGGAAGUAUCAGCACGAGCCGCCACCCUCACUCCGGCCGCCAAGAAGCCGACCGACUUUGCGGACGGGGAUGACGUGACGGUCCGCAACCACUGGGCGCUGCUAGUGGCCGGCAGUGCGGGCUGGGGCAACUACCGGCACCAGGCGGACGUGUGCCACGCCUACCAGGUGCUACUGCGGGGCGGCCUGCGGCCCGCGCAUAUUGUGACCAUGAUGUACGAUGACAUCGCACAUGACCCGGAGAACCCCUACCCGGGCCACGUGUUCAACUCGCCAGGCGGCCCGGACGUGUACGGGGGUGUGCGGGUGGACUACCGGGGCUCCGACGUGUCGGCGGCGGUGUUCCUGGCGGUGCUGGAGGGCAACGCCUCCGCCCUGCCGCCCGGCACCCGGGGCAGCGGGCGGGUGCUGGCCAGCGGCCCCUACGACCGCUUGUUCGUGUUCUACAGCGACCACGGAGCGCCGGGAGUGCUGGGCAUGCCCUCGGGCAGCUUCCUGUACGCGGAUGAGCUGGUGGGGGCGCUGCAGCGCAAGUGGCGGCACAGGGGAUACAAGGAGGCGGUGCUCUACAUAGAGGCGUGUGAGAGCGGCAGUAUGUUUGAGGGCCUGCUGCCGCCUGACAUCGGCGCCUACGCCACCACUGCUUCCAAUGCCAUGGAGAGCUCUUGGGGCACCUACUGCCCGGGCAUGUCUCCCGGCCCUCCCCCGCUGUUCUCCACCUGCCUGGGUGACCUGUACAGUGUGGCUUGGAUGGAGAACGCCGACGUGUGCGACCUGACGCAGGAGACACUCAUGGCCCAGUACUCCAUCAUCCGCAACCGCACCUCCAACAACUACACCUACUCCAUGGGUAGCCACGUGAUGCAGUACGGCAGCCUGGCUAUCACUCGCGAGGUGGCGGGCGACUACCAGGGCAUGCACAACCGCGGAGAGGAGGGGGGACACAUCAGCGACCCAUGGAGCAGCGCGGCAGCGGCACAGUGCCGGCCCAGCCCCAGCCCCUUCCCCAUCCCCAGCGCAGCCCCGCCCCCACCCGGGCUAGUACCCACCCAGUCCACUGCUGUGCCUGGCGGUGGGGAGCGGGAGCAAGGGACCGGAGGCCGAGCUGGGUGGCUUAGUGCCGCCGGGGCGAUGCUGGGGUCCACGCUCCACUGGGCGCGCAGUAGUCUUAGGGGUGUCAUUGCUGUGCCGCUGACCAGGGCCACUGGCAGUAGUGUUAGGGCAGGGGCCAGCGCCGGCGGUGCGAGCGGUAGCUGUAGCGAUGUCGGCAGCAGUGGUGAGCGCGAGCACCGCCAACAACAGCACAGACCACACCCGCACAUGCCCCAGCGAGAUGCCGACCUGGCGCCGCUGCGACAUGCCGCCACGCACGCCGUCACAAGUGAGCGGCGGGCGGCGGCAGCCGAGGCACUGGCUCGGGAACAAGCCCGGCGGCAGAGCCUGGACCAGUCGGCUGUGGCGGCGGCCGCCAGCCUGCUGCAGCGGCUGCCGGCUCUAGCACAGGAGGUGGCGCCGCUGGUGCAGGCGGUGAGCGCUGCCGCUGCGGGUGGACGGCGGCUGGCAGAGUCCGGGGCUGAGGCGGGGACUGAGGCGGGGGCUGAGGCGGGGCCUGGUCAGGCGCUUCUGACGGCCAUGGCUCAGGACCUGGUGUACGGGCCUGUGCGGGGGAGGCGGAGGCGGCCUGAGGUCCUGGCUAGCAGUGGCCCCAUGGCAGGUGGCGUCAGCACAGGGCAGGCGGCGGUGGGCAUGGAGCAGGAGCAGGGUGCUGCGCAGCCGCUGGUGGACGACUGGGACUGCCUGCGGGCCAUGGUGGCGGCCUGGAGCGACAGCUGCGGUCCCAUGGCGGCGGACCAGUACGUCAUGAGGCACACACGACUGCUGGCCAGGCUAUGCAACGCCCAGGUGCCGCCGGCGCUGGUGGCGGAGGCGCUCAGGGGCAGCGGCUGCAGCGGCGCCAAUACCGUGUAGGGGUCUCCCCUGGGCAAAGGACCGCGACGUGUAAGGGCCUCACGUGGCGGCGCAACACAGAUGCUGACAUGCACGUCGGUUCCCGGUUGAAGACGCCAGAAAUGACUGCGAAGUCAUCUUGUUUGGUUGAUUGUUUAGACAUGCGUAACAGCCACGGCAUCAGUUGAUACAAGUACACAGCAUUCAGGCAUAUUGCUGAAAUGACCUCCAGGCGGGGGCGGCCAUGGAAGGGGCGUGUAUUGGGCUCUAGCCCGUACCGCAGGACGAGGCAUGUGCAUGUGGGAAGGGUACCUUGCCUGUCCAUGACUGUUUCACCUUUUGGUAUUGUUAUGCCUGUUUCACCUAUUGGUAUUAUUAUACGUCUGGUCGCCUCUCCAGGGGAGGGGGUAAAGAAUCCCGCAGACACCAACCCUUCAGAUGGAAAGAGCUGGACGAGAGCAUUCAGAGUACCCUUUCAGGAUUUGGUCAGGGUAGUAAUUCCGGGGAUAUGGGCCUUAAACUUCAGGGUCGGUCGUCCAGGGGGGGGGGGGUACGAACUAAACCUCCAGACCCCAUGUCCCAAAACCUCCCGACCCCCCCUCCGGACCGACCGACCGACCCCCACCACCGUGCAACCCCUCAAAACCCCCUCAAAACCCUUUGGUUUUUAGCCAAGUCGGUGUCAAUCGACUGCUCUCGGCGAGCUCUACAAUUGUAUACCUCCGGUUCAGCUGGAAGCACAACUUGACUGGCAGCCAUGCCACACAUGUCCAUGUGUCCAUGGCCGACCACCGACCCUUCUGUCAGACUACCGGGGCGUGCGCUUAAGCUUACAAUUGCGCUGUACAUAUGAUGUUUGGGAUUGUGUGCCGGAAGUGAUUGGUCGACUUUCUCCCGGGAUCAUGUGAAGAAUCCCGGGAUUAAUGUGACGCUCGCUGGCCGGCGGCAGCCUUGUCGCCAUGACCCACACCAAGGCUUGGCCGUUACAAGUUAGCAUCAGUUCGCAUAGUCUCCAUGGCAUCAGUGAGAGACGCUCGAGUGGGGCUCUACGCUACUACGAUGCCGAUGUGGACGGACAUGCGGCCGCUUUCCAGAGGCCAAACGUUCUGCAAAUGCUUUAGUAUGUGCAUGCUAGUGUGUGCUAAUACUUGUGCUAAUGGGCGGAGCGUUUAGAGGGGCGUAUAGGGCGCAGAGACGAAAUCUGGCAGUCCCACCCACAUCCGCGUGACGAAACCUUGGGGACCCCCAGCCCCGACGACCGACCCUGAACUUUGAGGGCCCAUAACUUUGCAAUUACUACCCUGAUUGAAACUCUGAAAGUGGAUUUGGACUCCUCUCGUCAAGCUCUUUCGUUUGAAAACAUGGGGCCUUUCCCAGUCGAAACUACCCACCCCCCUGGGUCGUCGGUCCCCAGGGCCCUAUAGGUUUUAUCACGGUGUGCCGGAAACUUUCGUCUGGGCCUCGUAAAACAGCCGGGCAAGCCCAGACCGCUGCUAGAAGCAUGCAAUGGAAGCUUGUAAAAGCUGGGAAAC